UCACAACACGGUUGCUCUCCAUUCGAAGAAGACGAGUACCAGGUACCGUACUGCACGGUGAUCUUUGACAGGCAAUAGCGCUUCGAUAGACAGUUAGCUUGACUAGUCAGUGACAACACGCACCAGUAACAUGCCGCUCGGARAAAUCCCGGCAGCAACAAGAUUUGCCUGCGUCGCCGCCAAGUCGACGAAGRUCCUGCGGUCCCGGGGGAUAUCAUCGUCGUCCUUCUUCUCGUCGAUGGGGGGAGAAGGACGCCGCAAUGCUGCAGCAACUAGCUGCAAAAAAUUUCGAACGCACAAUCCACAGCCACCACAAAACCAUCCGGGUAGACGGAAUUACUCGGCGAUGCAGCAAAGGCAGCUCCAGAACCACCCCAGACGUCGUGUCCCAACGGAACCGAGAGCCAUUGGCCCAAACGCAUUCCACGCUAUAAGCGUCAAGAGCAGCAGUCCCAUUGUCCACCACUCGGUCUCCAAGAGAUGGCACGGUGGCCCGCAUGUCGACCGCGACCACGCCGAUUCCGUCCACGUCACCUUUGUGGACUCGGAGCAGACCCCCAUCGCCGAGAACGUCGACGCCUACGUCGGGGAAUCCUUGCUCCAGGUCGCCCAGCGCAACGAUAUAGAGCUAGAGGGUGCCUGCGAGGGCGUUUGUGCCUGCAGCACCUGUCACGUGAUCUUUCCCGACGAGGACACCUUUUACAACCUCCUGGAGGAGGCCUCGGAGGACGAGGAAGACAUGCUGGACAUGGCGUAUGGGCUGACGGAAACGAGCCGGCUGAGCUGCCAGAUCCUCGUGACUUCCGAGAUGGAAGGAAUGAUGAUCGAGAUUCCAAAGGCGACCCGGAAUUUCUACGUGGACGGRCACGUUCCGCAACCGCAUUAGCGCAGCUUUGUAGCGGGGCCGUUGGUUCCUUUUGCGGCUUGGCAACGAAUGCGUGGACGAAGCGGGGUGUGAUUGCCUCACUCUUCCCAGCAGCACUAGAAGAAAUGAUUUCCACGAAAUAUGAGUGUUGUUUGCAAGAGAAAAUGAGCAUGGAUGCAAUGCCAUGCCAUGCAAUGCAAAAUAACUCCGUGCUGGCAUUCUUCAAUACCAUGUCGAAAAAGCUUCGACAAGUAACCUGAAUAUAUUCCAACCCAUCGGACACUAUUCCAUGACUCCUAGUCUGUAAUACUACCAUAUUCCAACGAAUAAAUGAAUCAAUCAAUCAAUUAUUCAACC
Messenger RNA from Pseudo-nitzschia multistriata, 1222 nucleotides. The record is from the annotation of a GenBank genome assembly. Lineage: Eukaryota; Bacillariophyta; Bacillariophyceae; Bacillariales; Bacillariaceae.